CCAAUCAUAAACAGCGUUGCUCCGAGGUGACCGCCUGACGGUUGUACGCAUGCGCACAAACAGGAGUUCGUGCGAUGUGAAGAAAGAGAGGUAAAGAGCGUGUUAAAAACGAGAUAAAAUGGACCCACAGAAAGAUGUUCAGCCGCCUAAACAGCAACCUAUGAUCUACAUAUGCGGAGAAUGUCACACUGAAAAUGAAAUUAAGGCCCGUGAUCCAAUCCGAUGCAGAGAGUGCGGUUACAGAAUCAUGUACAAGAAGAGAACAAAGAGAUUGGUUGUCUUUGAUGCCCGCUGAAGAAGAGAAGAGCAGCUCUUUUGAUUUUCUCUGAUUUGUGCUGUUUUUUUUAUGAACACUGUAAAUAGUUAGACUGACAACUCCAUGGAAUCUGACCUUCAGGCCUGGCUUCAGAUUUCUGUGCUAUGGUUGAAGCUCAACAUUUUCAUUGCCACACAAAGUGUACUGUUCAGUAAUGAAUGAAAGGUUUCUGUUUAUUAAAAAAAGAUGUUCACUGAC
Molecule: messenger RNA, 514 nt
Organism: Eleginops maclovinus (Patagonian blennie)
Lineage: Eukaryota; Metazoa; Chordata; Actinopteri; Perciformes; Eleginopidae
Gene: polr2k
Product: RNA polymerase II, I and III subunit K
Exons: 4
Coding region: 119-295 (58 amino acids)
Biological process (GO): DNA-templated transcription
Cellular component (GO): RNA polymerase I complex; RNA polymerase II, core complex; RNA polymerase III complex
Molecular function (GO): DNA binding; zinc ion binding
Source: RefSeq, a predicted model, not a curated record